AUGGAAGCGUCGGAUAAUUGGACGCCCACAUUUGUGGUUGGCCAGCACGAACGAAACCGCGCUGCGCCUGUACCUCCAGAGUUCAUACAGAGCGCCUAUGAUAGUGGUUAUGACCUUGUAACAACCCCAAUCACGACGGAGGACUUUCACUCAAAAGUCCUGGCCUUGCUCUCAUCGCAUCUAUCCAGCCUGGAAUCUCCCUCUCAGGAUGUCUGUGGAACAUUGGCCACUUCCACCAACACAAGGCCUCUUACGAUCCCAUCUUUAGCGCUUUCUGAUUCCCAUCUGAGCCCAAAUCCAUCCGUCAGCAGCAUGGUGGCAAUUUCAAGCAGGUGGACCGAUCUUUGCUCGCCGGACCCCUUAAUCGCAGACAUCUCCCGUCAAGUGCUUUUACAUGAAGUUGCUUAUGCCGCAUUCUGUGGAAUAAGUUAUCUCGUAAUACCUGGACCAAAAUUACAAUAUGGAAGUAUGGGAUUGAUGCACUAUGCCCGUGCAAUCCAAGAAGCUAUGAACCUUGCGCCUUAUAUCCAGGUGCAUAUCUGGCUCCAAAUGACUGAUAACCCAGGCUCAGAGAGCAAUGACAUCGGCGACUUGAUGCCAUUUGCACGGGCCGAAUAUGUACCUGAGCAGGAUACAAACGCGCCGAUUAGACCGGAUCACCUUGGCACCUGGGACGCAUGGGAUGUUAUUCGGAGGGUUUGUAAAUAUCAUGCCCGCCUUUUUGUCGCCCUAUCAUUACCCAAGUAUCUUCCACCCACUUCAGUACAAUCCAGAUGGCUAUCCGAAACAGUUCAUAUGCUCAUGAUCGGAGCAAACACGUUUCUCAGAAACCAAAAGGGUUACCCAGUGUUAUCUAGGCCACACCAGGCCUUAAUAUCUCGAUUCAUGCGUUUGAAAGUCCAACCUUGGAUUAUUUUAUGUGACGUUGGCCCUCUACCCGAUCCUCUUCGGGAAAGCAGUGGGGAUUCGCCAACACCUGCGGAAGCCAUGGAACGAUCUGCGCCGAUUGUUAAAAAGAAUCAUGACCCAACACCUCAUCUCUCAUAUAUUCGCAAUUUACAAACAAAACAGCCACCUCGCACGCCUAUGGAGCGAUUUGGGGUUGGGUAUCAAGACUUUUUGCAAGCACCGCUGCAGCCACUGACUGUGAAUCUUGAAAGCGUGACAUACGAGGUGUUUGAAAAAGAUCCAGUCAAAUAUGAAUGGUAUGAACGUGCGAUCACUAAAGCAUUGAAGGAUUGGGCCAGUAAGAGUAGAACGACAUCCUGCCCUGAUGGACGUGUCGUAAUUGCAGUUGUGGGCGCUGGUCGUGGCCCUCUAGUGACGCGAGCAAUUCGAGCCAGCGUAGAAGCCGGCGUCGAUGUUGAGAUGUGGGCCGUUGAAAAGAAUCAGAACGCAUUUGUGCAUCUCCAGCGGCAAAAUAGCAAUGUGUGGGCUGGCUGUGUGAACUUGGUCCAAUCGGACAUGAGGAGCUGGAAAGGUCCACACAACAGUUCUACUGUGCAGGCUGAUGGAUCGGAGCAGGCGACAAUGCCUGUAGUCCACUAUCCAGUGGAUAUUUUUGUCUCUGAGCUCUUAGGCUCUUUUGGCGACAACGAAUUAUCCCCUGAAUGUUUGGACGGAGUCACUCAUCUCCUGAACCCAACUGAUGGAAUCUCUAUCCCAGCCUCUUAUUCCGCCCAUCUUACCCCUAUUUCCUCCCCUCGACUUCACGCUGACAUCAAGGGGCAAAGCAUUUCGAAUCCAGCUGCUCCAGAAACGCCCUAUGUUGUUAUGCUCCACGCCUUUGACUUCCUCUCAACUGAGCAGCGUUCCUCGCCGCCAGCAAGCCAACGACCGUCUGCGAACCCUACACCGUCAUCUUCCACUUUCAACAUCGCCAAAACCUCAACGCCACCACCUAUCCUGGAAUCCUCGACUCCCAUAGUUCACACAGCAUGGUCUUUUUCCCACCCAAACCCUCAUAUCCCACCCCCCUCGGCAUCUUCAUCUGUUAUCUCAAACGCUCAUAACGUUCGUCAGGCUCGACUCACAUUCCCAUGUCGCCAGCGUGGCGUAUGUCAUGGGCUAGGCGGAUAUUUUGAGACCGUUCUUUACGACGAUGUAGAGCUUUCAACAAACCCUGUCACCAUGGAUUCCAAGAGUGAAGGGAUGAUAAGCUGGUUCCCCAUCUACUUUCCCUUGAAGACGCCUCUACACGUCACUGAAAACUCUGAAGUCGUCGUGACGAUGUACCGCCAGACCGAUGACCGUAGGGUUUGGUACGAAUGGAUUGUCGAGGUCUUUGACCUACAGGAUCGUGCGGACUCGUCUAGUGGAGCUAGAAGACUUCGUGUAGCGAUGAGUGAUUUCCAUACUAGCAUCAAGGAUGGGUGUUUGAUGUAA
This is a messenger RNA of Ophidiomyces ophidiicola, 2385 nucleotides long. RefSeq lists its product as uncharacterized. Gene Ontology annotation, biological process: peptidyl-arginine N-methylation; regulation of DNA-templated transcription. The record is from RefSeq and is a predicted model, not a curated record. The transcript has 4 exons. Gene Ontology annotation, cellular component: nucleus; cytosol. The coding region runs from base 1 to 2385 and encodes 794 amino acids. Lineage: Eukaryota; Fungi; Ascomycota; Eurotiomycetes; Onygenales; Onygenaceae.